CAGAACCGAGGCCGGGGAGCCCCUUGAAGGGAGGAAGGAGCGAUGACGGCUCUGGACGGUAUACGGAUGCCAGAUGGCUGCUAUGCUGAUGGAACGUGGGAGUUGAAUGUGCAUGUCACAGACUUGAACAGAGAUGUAACACUGAGGGUCACAGGGGAAAUACAUAUUGGUGGCGUCAUGCUGAAACUCGUGGAAAAACUUGAUGUCAAGAAAGAUUGGUCUGACCAUGCCUUAUGGUGGGAAAAGAAGAAAACCUGGCUCCUUAAAACACACUGGACUUUAGAUAAGUAUGGAAUACAGGCUGAUGCAAAGUUACAGUUCACUCCUCAACACAAACUGCUCCGACUCCAGCUUCCCAACAUGAAGUAUGUAAAAGUGAAAGUGAACUUUUCUGACAGAGUCUUUAAAGCAGUAUCUGACAUCUGCAAAACUUUCAACAUCAGACAUCCAGAAGAACUCUCUCUUUUAAGAAAGUCCCGUGAUUCAACCAAAAAGAAAAAGAAAAAGCUGGAUGACCAGUAUGAGGAUGAAACACUUGAGCUGGAAGGACCACUAAUCACACCUGGAUCAGGCUCUGAUGUUCUUUACAUUGGCCCAGUAAAAGGGAAUGUAUAUUCAAGUCCAGGGCUUUAUAGCAAAACCAUGACACCAACUUACGAUUCUCAUGAUGGGAGUCCUUUAUCACCAACUUCAGCUUGGUUUGGAGACAGUGCUUUAUCAGAAGGAAAUCCAGGUAUACUUGCCGUCAGCCAGCCAAUCACCUCCCCAGAAAUCUUAGCCAAAAUGUAUAAGCCACAAUCACUUCUGGAUAAAGCCAAGAUCAACCAGGGAUGGCUAGAUUCUUCAAGAUCACUUAUGGAACAAGAUGUGAAAGAAAAUGAAGCUUUACUACUGCGGUUCAAAUAUUACAGCUUCUUUGAUUUGAAUCCUAAGUAUGAUGCAAUCAGAAUAAAUCAGCUAUAUGAACAAUCAAAAUGGGCUAUUCUUUUGGAAGAAAUCGAGUGCACAGAAGAGGAAAUGAUGAUGUUUGCAGCACUGCAGUACCACGUUAAUAAGUUGUCAAUCAUGUCAUCUGAAAAUCACUUGAAUAACAGUGACAAAGAAGUUGAUGAAGUUGAUGCUGCCCUUUCUGAUUUGGAGAUUACUCUGGAAGGUGGGAAGACCUCCACAAUUCUGGGUGACAUCACUUCCAUCCCGGAGCUAGCGGACUACAUUAAAGUGUUCAAGCCAAAGAAGCUAACCCUGAAGGGUUAUAAGCAGUAUUGGUGUACCUUCAAAGACACAUCCAUCUCCUGUUUCAAAAGUAAAGAAGAAUCUAACGGGACUCCAGCUCAUCAGAUGAAUUUGAGAGGAUGUGAGGUAACUCCUGAUGUCAACAUAUCUGGCCAGAAAUUUAACAUAAAGCUUCUGAUUCCUGUUGCUGAGGGCAUGAAUGAAAUUUGGCUCCGUUGUGAUAAUGAAAAACAAUAUGCACACUGGAUGGCAGCAUGUCGGCUAGCCUCCAAGGGGAAAACCAUGGCAGACAGUUCAUAUAAUUUGGAAGUCCAGAACAUCUUGUCUUUUCUGAAAAUGCAGCAUCUGAACCCAGAUCCACAGAUAAUUACUGAGCAGAUCACAACAGACAUUAAUCCAGAAUGCUUGGUUUCUCCAAGAUACCUGAAGAAGUAUAAGAACAAGCAGCCAGGCUAUAUAAGAGACUUGAUCACUGCCCGGAUCUUAGAGGCCCAUCAGAAUGUCGCUCAGAUGAGCCUCAUUGAAGCCAAAAUGAGAUUUAUUCAAGCUUGGCAGUCUUUACCAGAAUUCGGCAUUACACACUUUAUUGCAAGGUUCCAAGGUGGUAAGAAGGAAGAACUUAUUGGAAUUGCCUACAACCGACUGAUACGGAUGGAUGCUAGCACCAGUGAUGCCAUCAAGACAUGGCGGUUCAGCAACAUGAAGCAGUGGAAUGUGAAUUGGGAAAUCAAAAUGGUGACUGUAGAAUUUGCAGAUGAGGUCCGAGUAUCUUUCAUCUGCACCGAAGUGGAUUGCAAAGUGGUGCAUGAGUUUAUCGGGGGCUACAUUUUCCUGUCAACCCGUGCAAAAGAUCAGAACGAAAGCUUAGAUGAAGAGAUGUUCUACAAGCUGACCAGCGGCUGGGUGUGAGUUGGACGAGACUGCCUCUUCUACUGACAUAAACUAAAUGGUGAUAUUAAUAUUUAACUCAAAAGCUGUUCUUGGAAAUAUGCUGCUUAAUCAAAUUAAGCUUGAAGUGUAUCUUU
Molecule: messenger RNA, 2258 nt
Organism: Protobothrops mucrosquamatus (brown spotted pit viper)
Lineage: Eukaryota; Metazoa; Chordata; Lepidosauria; Squamata; Viperidae
Gene: FERMT2
Product: fermitin family member 2
Exons: 17
Coding region: 43-2142 (699 amino acids)
Biological process (GO): cell-matrix adhesion; integrin-mediated signaling pathway
Cellular component (GO): extrinsic component of cytoplasmic side of plasma membrane; focal adhesion
Molecular function (GO): integrin binding
Source: RefSeq, a predicted model, not a curated record